Polyodon spathula (Mississippi paddlefish) is the source of this 4051-nucleotide messenger RNA. It is a transcript of the gene vps37ba, whose product is annotated as VPS37B subunit of ESCRT-I a. The record is from RefSeq and is a predicted model, not a curated record. Gene Ontology annotation, biological process: protein targeting to vacuole; protein targeting to membrane; ubiquitin-dependent protein catabolic process via the multivesicular body sorting pathway. The transcript has 4 exons. NCBI's taxonomy places the organism in Eukaryota, Metazoa, Chordata, Actinopteri, Acipenseriformes, Polyodontidae. Gene Ontology annotation, cellular component: ESCRT I complex. The coding region runs from base 92 to 952 and encodes 286 amino acids.
GAUGUGACACUUCCGGUCUGGACCGCUCGGUUUCGGUUGACGAUAGUGAAACCUCCAACGGGGAUUGAGGAGUAACACUGCGGCUGUAGAGAUGUCGGUGAACGGUAACAAAUUCAGCUCUUUGACCCUAGUGCAGUUAAACGAGCUGCUGGAGGACGAAGAGAAACUGAGUAACAUGGUCCAGGAGAUGGACGAGGUGCAGAAUGUGAAGCUGACGAAAGAAAUGACCCUAGCAAGUAAUCGCAGCUUAGCAGAACAAAACCUCCUACAUCAGCCCAAACUAGACUGUCUUAAAGUGCAGGUAACAAAGAAAUACUGUCAACUGCAGGAGCAGUUUGAGAAGUAUCAGAUGAGGAAAACGACACUAGACCACCAGUCCAGCAGGGGCUCCAUUGACACACUCCUGGCUCUCCUGCAGGCAGAAGGAGCUAAAAUUGAAGAAGAAACAGAGAACAUGGCUGAAAAGUUUCUCGAAGGGGAAUCGUCCUUGGACUCAUUCAUUGACGAGUAUCAGAGCAAGCGGAAACUGGCUCACCUGCGGCGGGUGAAAAUCGACAAGCUCCGGGAGAUGGUGCUGAAGGGACACCGGCUGCCCCAGGCUCCAGCGCAGGCUCCCCUGGCUCCAGAAGCAACCCCAGCCCCCCAGACACCCCUUUCGUUCUCCUCCGACAGCAACGUUCCUCCUCUCCCCAUGCCAAGACGGGCUCCGCCUGCACCUCCAGCCAUAAGCGCUGCCCAGCCCACUCCUUUCACUGCUGCAAUGCAAUCAGGGCCAGCUCCUCUGCCUUACCCAGUCACUCCAUACCCUCCUAUACCUCCUCGAGUGGGCAACCCACUCCUAAACCAGCCUACAGCAGGCUACCCCAACCCGUUUCUGCAUCAGUACCCACCAGCACUCCCCCAAAGACCCCCACCUCACCUCGCCCCGCAGCCCGGCUUUAUCAUGCAGUGAACAGGUACUGUAGUUAAGGGCAAAUUUCUGGAUAGUAGAAAUACAUGUAAAAUACAUAUGUAUGCAGUGGAAAGCUGUUUGAUAGGAUUCACAUACUGUAUGCUUGUAAAUGCAUAGGGUGUUUGGUAAAAAAACAAAAAACACUUCAGUUUUAUGUAACUAGUUAAGGUGUGUUUUGGUUGUAUUUGUCACUUUGGUAGAGAAUUCAAACUGCUCCUGAGUCCUGAUUCACUCCAGGCUGUUAAGUCAUACGGAUGGUUUUAUAUAUAUUUUUUCCCAUUACUGGAAACAUAGUUGUGGUAGCACAUUUAUACACAUGACAAGUUUAAGUUUUCCCUAUUUUAAAAGCUUUUUUUUUUCUUCCUAUGAUAGCAAUCUUAAUUUUAUUCUGUUUAUGACAUUUUCAAAUUAUUUACAUUUAAUGAUAGGACAAGCUGUACAAUAACCCUGGAUGUUCCUGAUUGAACAGCACUGUGCUGUGGGGUACACUUUAGAGAGGAGGCUAAGAAUCAGAUCUAGAAAGAUCAACAGUAACAUGCAUUGAAGAGAUUUACAACACACUGUGCUACAACACCUGUGCUGAAGUUCAAACUACAGCUAAAGUGAACCUAAACAUUUUGGAUAAUCAGGUUAAAAGCGCAAACCAGCUACCAAAGAUGUUGUUUUUGUGAUCUUCUUUUUUAUUUUUAGGUUGCUGGUGUUUUUGGGGAUUUUUUUGUUUUAUUGAGUAUUAAGAAAAAAAAAACUAAAACUGGAUUUUCAGGAUUUGCUUUGUGGACUUUUUAGAAUAAAUGUGAUAAAUCCUUAAAAUAAAUAUUUCACUGCAUAGAUUUGACCGAAAUUGCUAUUAUGCCGAGCUCACCCCCCCCUCCCAACGAUGUGCACAAGGUUCCACAUCAGACCAGUUCUUAUAACCACUGUUUGUUGUACCUUUUUGUACAUGUACAAGUAUAUAGUAAUUUGUAUUUGAGCUGGUGGUCGAACAUGUUCAGGGAAUAUCAGUUUAAAGAAGCAUUAACCUAUUUGAAAUGUUGCUAUAAAUGUUUUUGGAACUUGCACAUUUAAAACCAUAUAUGCAUGUGACUUUAAAGUGCCUUUGUAGCACUGCUUGUGAUGGGUGGACUUCAACAGAAAACUGGCUGGCAUCAGUAGGCACCUCAUUGGGCACUGUUACUUUUCAUUCUAGUCUUCCUAGCAGGGUGUGGUUUGUAAUACAGUAUAGCAGGGUGUAGUGGGAUGUUGAAAUGCAGGAGAUGUAUUUUUUUUUUGGGGGGGGGGGGGGGGGGGGGGAUACCGUUGCAUAUAGUAAUGUUGUAAUGCUUUAGUCAGGUCAGUGGUCAGUGGUGCAGUAUCUCAGGAAAGAUUUUAGACCAAAUAGAAUAUGCCACCUGCUUUGGUUUUGUCAAAGGAAAGGAAAACUUUUUUGUGACCCUCUGUGCUAUCCUUUUGGUUUUUACUAAUAGUUAAAAACUUGGGGAUUUAGAGAAUAAAGAAAACCGCAGCAUUAUAGCUUUUUAAUGUUGGUGAUUGAUAAAACGCCGUUGGAAGAGUCCUGUUGCCCUUGAACACUUCGCCAUGAUGUGGCUUCGGGUUUCCUGAACUCCAGUGUUCAUGUACACACCCCAUCAGCCAGCCCCGCUGGUUCCUUUUGAAGAACCUUGUUUUUAUUUGUAACAGCGAGGCAGAGCUGACCACUCACUGUAGCAGAGACCCCUUGCAGAAUUACCACCCUAACUAUGGCAGUGAAUUGAAAGGUCUUUUUGCAGAGUGUAAAUAGCCUUGUGUUACACCUUUUUUUAAUCAAUCACUGUAACAUAACUGAACAUCUGAAGUAAAUGUUGCUUUCAGAAUUCAGUGAGAGCUAUCGGGUACAACUGCCACAAUAUAAAACGUCAAGUGGUUUGCUAUUCUGCUAGCACUCUGCUGUUAAAGCCAUCCUUUGUGCUCCUAGCCUGGUCACUUGUGGGUUAGGAACUAGUUUAAAUAUACCCUACAGCUACAGUACGAUGGUCUAAUGUAUAGCGCUCUUGUACCACCCUACUUAUCAACUGCAUAUCUGAUUUAAGAUUAUAAAAAAGAAAAUAUGUAGAUUCUCUGUCAAAACUGCAAAAAUGUGAGUUUGUACUCCUACUUUGUCAAACUGUCAAUAUAUAUGUGUGUGUGUCUGUAUAGUCUUGUUUUUUUUUUAUUAUAUUAAGUUUAAUCUAGCUACUCCUUUCCUAACAAUUGUUAUUAUUAAAGUAAAAACAGCUGUGAUGAAAAAAAAUACAUAUGUGCUAUACAUUUUGUUCAUUGAGGUGCUAAGAUUUCUCCUUAACCAAAUUGCCAUAGUAAAACUUAAGGUCUAAUUUGCUGUAUACCCAAUCAGCAGCACUUCGUGCCUAAACAAAGAAGUUCAAUAACUACAAAAUUUGUCAAUGUGUACUUUCAGGGUGUAAAAGCUCCACCUAGCCUUUUGUAGUUUUAUUUAUUUAUUAAUAUUUAUUUUUAAUUUUUAGUUUUUUUUUUUCCAAUUCAGUGGCUGUGCUGCUAAGCAUUGGUAAGCCAAGCUUGGAAAGCCCUGUUUGGCUUCAGAAUUGUGCAUGCAUUAACAUAACGGAUUUGCAUCUCCAUUGUUUGCAUGCUGUAGUAUGUGAGCAUGCAGGUAUGUUCCACAUACCUGAAAUCUAUUUCCAUGCAGGUGUGGGGAGCCAGCUACCCUCAUUCAAGAGCUCACUCAGCCGAUGGAUGGAUGUUUUUACCCAAAACCUUGAUUCAAACAAGAAGUUACUCGCCUUGCCAGUUUAAAGUGGUUGCCAAACUCUGCCUUUUUAAACUAAACUGGUACUAUUGAGAGAUAUUGUAUCUACAUCCUUUUAUUUGAAUCUUGUUGUUCAACAGUAGGUGGAUCUUGAACUCCCUGUGAUAGGUGAGCCUCAGUAAGCACUGUACUCUCAGAAAUCACUGUUUUUAUAAUGUAAAAAGUAGCUCCUUCUACACUCCUAAUGUAAAAUAAAAUGUAUUGUAAUAACUCCUCUGUAUGACUAAUUAAGGUUGUAGUGGUGGACUGCGUAAGUUACCUCUGACUAUUUUAAGUCUAAUAAACAGUUUUUAUAUCUG